UUCCACGAUGGCAGUUUCGUUUGAAGAAAAUGAUUCCGAAGUACUCAAAGUUGGUUUGCACGUUUAUACUGCUCAACUUGUUUUUCAUCAGUUCUUUUGCAUGGGAUAAUCUCCCUUGUCCUCCAAAAUCCAAUACCCCACCACCUUCAACUGCACCGCAGAAAUGCCCCAUCAACACGCUCGAGUUUGGUGUUUGUGGAAGUUGGUUAGGGUUGGUAAGAGAACAAAUUGGAAGUAAACCAAGCGAGAAGUGUUGCACCGUGGUGAAAGGUGUCGCCGAUCUUGAAGCGGCACUGUGCUUGUGCACUGCUAUUAAAGCCAAUGUGCUGGGACCUGUCAAGCUCAACGUUCCUGUUGCUCUUACUUUGCUCGUUAAUGCUUGUGGGAAGAAGGUUCCAUCUGGAUUUGUCUGUGCUUAGAAUAAUUUACAAAUAAUGUGUCUGUCUUUUCUGUAUCUGUUGCUUUCAGUUUAACUAAAUUGCUGCUAUUAGGCUUUCAUUUGGGGAUACUGAAGUCCAUCACAAUGCUGUAUUUCAUGCGUGUUAUUAUUAGUGUUUUUAUCAUCAA
Vigna angularis (adzuki bean) is the source of this 567-nucleotide messenger RNA. RefSeq names its product putative lipid-binding protein At4g00165. The transcript has a single exon. The record is from RefSeq and is a predicted model, not a curated record. The coding region runs from base 30 to 419 and encodes 129 amino acids. Lineage: Eukaryota; Viridiplantae; Streptophyta; Magnoliopsida; Fabales; Fabaceae.